UGGUGCGGUUUGCUUCGGUGCGCGCGCGUCUCUUCACUUCCCACACCAAACUCACUCACCGCCAGCAGCGAGAGGCAUGAUCAAAGCGUCGCCGCCAACUCCUGGCAUUUAGUGAGAGAGCGACAGAGAGCGACGAGAUGAGGCGGCUGCAAGCAGGCGGAGUGGCUUCCCUGCUGGCGCUGGCCACGCUGCUCCUCGCUCUGCUCGACGACUCGUCUGCCGAGGCCAAAAAUACCAACGUCUCCAGAGACGUGGCUUGGUCGCCGCUGUUUUCGGUGCUGGGGCGGCACUUGUCGAGCGUGGAGGCGUCCGAGCCGGAGCAGCAGCCGCGGGGGCGGGGCGGACGGCCGGACAACUCGAGCGUGUGGUGGCUGCCGUCGUCGCCGACGCGCCACCGGCACCACCACGGCCGCGGCCGGCCGCAUCGCUCAGGCCACAAUGCCACGGCCGGCACAGGAGGCCCCGACGUGUGCUACGGCCCGAACGAGGUGCUCAUCGUGAUCGCCGUCACGUGCGCCGUCAACUUCGCCUUCAUCUUCGGCAUCAUGACCGUCGUCCACCUGUGCAACAUCAGGAACCACGCGCACAUCCACUCGGCCGCCGCCCUCUCAAAACUCGUCUCUGCGGGUCACGCUGAUUCGAUAACCCUGGUGGCAGACGGGAGGUGUCCGGCAAAGGCGCGGCGGCGGUCGUGCGAGCCGUGCGCGUCCGCCUCUAUGACGAUGCUGCUGCUGCCGGAUCUGGAGGUGGACGAGGAGGCGGGCGGGGGCAGCACUGCCCCCGGCUGGUACCCGAGCAAGGCCAGGAACGGACACUACCAGGCUCUCAGCCAAGCGCACUCCAUGGAGGACCUACACAUCCUCGAGUGAAUCCCUUUCGAGCAAAUGCGAGUUUUUGUUUCAGUUUGAAGCAGGGUAUUUCACAGACUUGGGUUUUCUUCACCAGAUUUUAGCAGUCAGGAACUCGAAAGAAGGGGUAAUGUAAUUUUCAUUGAAAAUUUGAAGAAGAAAAAAGGAAUUUUGGGGAGCUCUCCUCAGCACAAUAAGUCUUUAUUAAUUAAAAAAUUCGCAAUAAAAUCAAAAUCAAAGAUUUCCCUAGACUCGAUUCCGGAAUUAAACAAAUCAAUAGUAUAGAUUGUGAUAUCAGAGCAGAAUUUUAUUUUAACGAGGAAGAUGCCUAGUGAAGCGGAAGUGGAAACUAUUACGGUUAGAAUUACUAUGCACUCUGCGAAUGAUGUAAAUCGCGUAUUAGCAUUGUCUAGUCAGCGAAAGAGAGCACUAUUUUUCUAAGGACUUGGACGCGUUGUAUACUGCAUUAAAUGUGAAACUCUGGUCGUGUUAAGACACACAUAAACUCACUUUAUUUGCUCCGAAAUGAAUAGCGUCGUGUGCUCCUUCUUUUUAUGAUCGUCGCCACUCAUAAAUUCCCCCUUCUAGACCAUAAAUUUGUAUGUCACUAUCGAUGUUUGUUACUCUAUAUCAACUCUCUGACUCCAAUAAAACGUCAGAUAUAUAUAUGCUUAUUAAAUAUACAUAUGAAUGUGUGUAAGUGUAACAUAUCGCAUAUAAAUAAAAAAUAUAUUUAUUUUUCAAAA
This is a messenger RNA of Cloeon dipterum, 1594 nucleotides long. RefSeq lists its product as uncharacterized. Lineage: Eukaryota; Metazoa; Arthropoda; Insecta; Ephemeroptera; Baetidae. The transcript is spliced from 4 exons. The record is from RefSeq and is a predicted model, not a curated record. Bases 138 to 869 code for a protein of 243 amino acids.